UUCAGAUAAAACACUACGUGACAAAUCCUACAAAAAAGCUCUAGACUUAAUAAAUGAGGCACAUCAAAAGGAUUUCCUUACAAUAAUUCUUGGAGAUUUUAACGCUGAUCAAUCACGACCUUCCAAUCCUUUGAACUCAAAAGCCUUCUUCACAUCGCUCGAUAAUCUCCACAUGGUUAACAAUUUAGAUCUCGUAAAGAAUCAGAAGUCGUACGAUGAUCUCAUUACAUAUGAAACAAGCACCGGACAUUUUACGAUAGACCACAUUUUUAUACACUCUUCAUUAAUUCCUGACCUUAUAGACCAGACAGUAGAAAAGGUCGACAAAGAUUUAUCAGAUCACACCAUCGUAGUAGCAACUCUCUCCUCAACAAUUAUUAAACUGUCUUUUACUCAAA
This is a messenger RNA of Funneliformis caledonium, 398 nucleotides long. Lineage: Eukaryota; Fungi; Glomeromycota; Glomeromycetes; Glomerales; Glomeraceae. The record is from the annotation of a GenBank genome assembly.